GUGACAAUGUAGGACUCUCAGGAUUCGCGAAAAUUUUGCUGCAACAGAACAAACGUGGAGGAAGAGUGAAACUGGACACCAUAUUGUCAACAGUGAUGGAGUUCGAUCAUUCUGAGAAAGGCGACACUCUUUACUCCAUGGAGCUUACUCUUGCUCUUGAGAGGCUCGUGAACGAGAAGUUGUUGUCACUCCAUCAGGUUGCUGUGGACAACAACGACCCAGAAAUGUGCGAUUUCAUUGAACGAGAAUAUUUGUAUGAACAGGUGCUAAUAUAUUUCAGUACUUACCAUCACGAAAAACUUCGGCCUGUCCCAAUUUAUUUUGGAUUGGAUAAGGCUGCUCUGAAGUAUGAUUUCAGGUCUCAUGAUUUGAAUCAACUGGGAUUUUUGCGAAGCCAUUCACAAAUUAACUAUUGUGAAUGUAUAUUACGGUAGGACUGGGUACCUCUAAUCUAAAAUAGUCUUAGGGAGCUAUCGUGUGCACCUUCUAAGUUGCAGGCGUUUAUGCAAUGCUGAUUUUAGGUAGAAGCUAUCAAGAAGAUCUCCAUGUAUAUAUCACAGUUGAGGAGAGUUGGAAAGGGGCAUGGUGUGCAUCACUUCGAUUUGCAACUGCAGGGGUAGAACUAUGGAGAAACAACAACAGCUUAUGUCGAUGCCACCACGCUGUCCAAGCUUCCGACAUUCUCUGGUGCAAGUAAACAGUAUCUAUUAUGUUUCUGUAUGUUAAACAUUUUGACGAGCUCAGUCGGACACUGAAGAGGUCGACUUAAAUGUAGAAAAAACGUGAGGGUUCUUUGGUGAAGGUUUACUGGAACAGAUUUUGUUCAGUGGACUCGUCAAAUUGAAUAAGAUUUUUUCAACUUUAUACAACUUGUCUGUUGAUAGAUACUAUUUAUUUAACACUACAUGUAUAAAAGAGGAUAGAGAUUCAUAGUUUCAUUUCGUUUUAGAAACCAGUAGCAUGAUGUUUCUUUUGAAAGAAAUCAAUGUAGAGAUCAACAUGUGAAGUUGCUUUAAAGUAGUAUGACAAUUUUAUUUUAUUUUAAUUCAAAUUAACAU
This is a messenger RNA of Physcomitrium patens, 1058 nucleotides long. NCBI's taxonomy places the organism in Eukaryota, Viridiplantae, Streptophyta, Bryopsida, Funariales, Funariaceae. The record is from RefSeq and is a predicted model, not a curated record.